This is a messenger RNA of Camellia sinensis, 2064 nucleotides long. Its product is annotated as protein FAR1-RELATED SEQUENCE 5-like. NCBI's taxonomy places the organism in Eukaryota, Viridiplantae, Streptophyta, Magnoliopsida, Ericales, Theaceae. Gene Ontology annotation, molecular function: zinc ion binding. The record is from RefSeq and is a predicted model, not a curated record.
AUGGAUGAUGGUGGACUUGAGGGAUGCAUCGAAGAAAUGGGAGAGUUGGCCAAGGAUAAAUCACCAUAUCUUGGAAUGGAGCUUCUAUCAGAAGAAGCUGCAUAUGAGUUUUAUAAUGAAUACGGAAGAAUUGUGGGGUUUAGUAUUAGAAGAGAUUAUUGUAACAAAAGUCAGAAAGAUGGUGUUAUGACUAGUAGAAAGUUUGUUUGUUGUAAGGAGGGAGAGAGGAAAAAAGAUAAACGGUACACAAUGAUAAAAAAUCCUCGAAGUGAGACAAGAACAAAUUGUAAAGCAUUUAUGCAUAUAUCUUUUAAGCGGGACUUGUCGAAGUGGAUUGUGUCGAAGUUUGAUAGCAACCACAACCACCCUUUGCAUCUUCCUCAAUGUACUCAUUUGAUGCCAUCUCAGAGAAAGGUAUGUGAUGCUCAGGGUAUAAAUAUUGACAUAGCUGAUGAGAGUGGAAUAUCUCUUAAGGCUUCACAUGAUCUUAUUAGUGCUAUAGCAGGAGGGAAGAAAUUUGUAGGGUUCACGCGAGAGGAUCAGAAAACAUACUUACGUGCAAAAAGACAGCGAAACUUGCAGUAUGGUGAAGCGGGGAGUUUGUUAAGAUAUUUCCAGCAGCAAGUGGCAGAAAAUCCAUAUUUUUACUAUGCCAUUCAGUUGGAUGUAGAUGAGAUGAUUACUAAUAUUUUUUGGGCUGAUCAUCAGAUGAUAACAGAUUAUGGGCUUUUCGGUGAUGCGGUGUCAUUUGACACAACUUUUCGAACAAAUAAGGAGUACCGUCCACUUGCUUUAUUUUGUGGCUUUAACCACUUUAGAAUGACAGUGAUUUUUGGUGCAGCAUUAUUAUAUGAUGAAACUGCAGAGUCAUUUGAAUGGUUAUUUGAAACAUUUUUGGAUGCGAUGUUAGGAAAAAAACCUGUUAGUUUUUUCACAGAUCAAGAUCAAGCAAUGGCUAAAGCAAUUUCACAAAUCAUGCCUGAGGUUUUUCAUGGGUUGUGCACUUUUCACCUAAUGCAAAAUGCUUUGAAGCAUUUAGGUUACUUGUUCAAGAGUGGUUCAAAAUUUAGUAGCGAUUUAAAAGCUUGCAUUUAUGACUACGAGAAUGAGGAUGAAUUAAUUGAAGCUUGGAAUUCUUUGAUUGAUAAAUACAACUUGCAAGAGAAUGAGUGGAUGAAAAGAACUUGGAGAAAAAGAGAACAGUGGGCGCAUGUGUAUAUGAAGUGGAUUGUUGUAGAUAAGCGGUAUGAGGAAAUUUCCGCAAUAUAUGAUUCUAGACAAAAGUUGCCAAGAAUGAAAUUGAAAAAGUCUCCCAUUUUAAUCCAAGUUAGGAGUUUGUACACCCCUCCUAUCUUUGAUUUAUUUCAUUGUGAGUUGGAUACGUCCCUUUGUUGUCAAGUGAAGCAAUUCCAUGAGUUAGAAGGAGAAGUUAAGUGCGUGAUUGGCUUGUAUGGUAAUGGUAAAGAGUAUAUUGUGGAGGGUAGGGUGGAAGUUAUUGGGCUAAGAGGAGAAAAAAGUUGUCAAGAAAUACAUUGUACUUGUAAGAAAUUUGAGAACUUUGGAAUUUUAUAUAGUCAUGCAAUCAAAGCACUUGAUAGAAUGAAUGUUAUGAAAAUUCCCGAAAGGUAUAUAUUAGGCCGAUGGAGAUUGGAUGCAAAAGAUUGUGAAGUUGAAGAGAAAAAUGUUGUAGUGGAUGAGGAUGAUCCGAAGUUGUUAAUAUUAGCACGUUAUAGAGAUCUUUGUCCAAGAAUGGUGAAACUAGCAACUCAAGCAUCUAUGCACAAACCUGCCUAUCAAUUGGUUGAUGAAGGAAUUAAGGAAUUGUGUGUAAAAGUAAAUAAUAUGAUGAAGGGAGUUGGAAGUUUUGGUACCAAUGAAUUAGAUGUGGACGACCCCAACAUUACACAAGUUAAGGGCAUAAAGAAGAAAGAUGUUGGACACAAAGGGAGGGGUAGAUUAAAACCUUGGCAUGAGAUGAUGAAUAAGAAGACAAAAGUUAUUUCACAACCUACCCGCCUUAGUAAGGUAUUACCUACGUACUUUUGGGAAAGUGUUGGAUUGUAA